Chaetomium fimeti is the source of this 900-nucleotide messenger RNA. RefSeq lists its product as uncharacterized. The transcript has 3 exons. The record is from RefSeq and is a predicted model, not a curated record. The coding region runs from base 1 to 900 and encodes 299 amino acids. NCBI's taxonomy places the organism in Eukaryota, Fungi, Ascomycota, Sordariomycetes, Sordariales, Chaetomiaceae.
AUGGCCUCGGGGUUCCAUUCGGGCCUGGAGCCGGCUCGGCAAGACUACCCGGAAGUCACGCACGUGUCGCAUGGAUACGGCCACCAGUACAACCAGCAACCACCGCAGCCAUACUACUCACAGCCCUACGAUCCCCCGGCGGUGCCGGCACCUAAGCUAGAGCCUUCGGCGACCCCAGCUCCGCCGCCGUCGUCGUACGGUGGGCAAACCGUAGCAUCACCCUUCAAUUCGGACGCGCAACCCGUGGCGGCCCAGCAUGAACCCCAGUCCGGAACUGGCAGGACCAUAUUCGGCUGCAGCCUCCUCGUCUUCAUCCUAUCGUGCAUCGUCGCCAUCCUCUCGGCCGCCGUGAUCGGCCUGGCAGCAGCAACAGGCAUCGAAUCGCAGCGCGCGAGCAGCGCAUCAUCCAGCCUGGCCGCCCUCAGCGCCUCGGUAGCAUCGGCAGCCUCAGCCACGGCCAGCGCGCCCGGCACAACAUCCACGGCCGUGGGCGUCAUCGACGACGGCUGCUCCACCAAUCCCUCCAGCGUCGACAAGACGCUGUACACCUCCUUCUCCCUACUCGGCGCGCUCAAAUUCACCCGCUACUGCGACAAAGACGCGCCCAACGACCCCCUCCUCUCGCUCUUCACCGCCAACUUCGGCACCUGCAUGGACGCGUGCGCGGCCUACACCAAGUAUGUCACGCCGGACAUGAUCAGCAGCGGCAACAGCACCGACGCCAACGCCACCUGCGAGGCCGUCUCCUUCAUCCCCGCGUGGACCAACAAGCUGACGGCGGAGCGCGGCGGCGCCCCCGGGAACUGCUACCUCAAGGGCGGGCCGCAGAAUGAGACGGGGCUGAAGGAUCCGGAUAUUGGGGUCGAUUGUCAUGCGGCGAUCUUUACGCCGGGGGCGUGA